AAAGCGACGAUGCCGAUAUGGGUGGUUCUUCUUUCGCGGAUCAUAAUGAAGGAAAAGCAGACGACGAAGGUGUACCUGUCUCUGAUCCCUAUAAUAACGGGCGUCUUGUUGGCCACUGUCACGGAACUUUCCUUUGACAUGUGGGGACUCAUCAGUGCACUCGCUGCUACUCUGUGUUUUUCACUCCAGAACAUCUUCUCAAAGAAGGUGUUACGAGAUUCCCGAAUACAUCAUCUUCGGUUGCUGAACAUCCUUGGGUGCCACGCUGUGUUCUUCAUGAUCCCAACGUGGGUUCUGGUAGAUCUUUCUUCCUUCUUAGUAGAGAAUGACUUGAGCACGAUGUCUCAUUGGUCCUGGACUUUGAUGCUGCUUAUAAUCAGUGGAUUCUGUAAUUUUGCCCAGAAUGUCAUUGCCUUCAGUAUUCUUAACCUGAUCAGCCCCCUAAGUUACUCUGUCGCGAACGCCACAAAAAGAAUCAUGGUUAUCACAGUGUCCCUUAUCAUGCUCCGCAAUCCGGUUACCAGCACCAAUGUCCUUGGAAUGAUGACGGCUAUCUUGGGGGUCUUUCUCUAUAACAAAACAAAAUACGAUGCAAACCAAGAAGCAAAGAAGCAGCUACUUCCAGUUACAACUGGAGACCUUGUCAAUUUGGAGCGGCAUCGAAACACUCCUGAAAAGUCUCAGAACGGACUUGCGGCCUUUGCACCGCACGGCGACUAUCAGUACGGUCGAACCAAUAUCUUAACAGACCACUUCCAGUACAGUCGGCAAAACUAUCCAACCAGCUACAACUUAAAUCGUUUUGAUAUUUAG
This is a messenger RNA of Apaloderma vittatum (bar-tailed trogon), 813 nucleotides long. It is a transcript of the gene SLC35E1, whose product is annotated as solute carrier family 35, member E1. Gene Ontology annotation, cellular component: Golgi apparatus. NCBI's taxonomy places the organism in Eukaryota, Metazoa, Chordata, Aves, Trogoniformes, Trogonidae. The record is from RefSeq and is a predicted model, not a curated record. Bases 10 to 813 code for a protein of 267 amino acids. The transcript is spliced from 5 exons. Gene Ontology annotation, molecular function: antiporter activity.